AUGGUGAAGAUCUGUUGCAUCGGAGCCGGUUACGUCGGUGGACCAACCAUGGCAGUGAUUGCUCUGAAAUGUCCCGACAUUGAAGUAGCGGUCGUUGAUAUCUCCGUGCCACGUAUCACCGCAUGGAACAGCGACCAGCUUCCAAUCUACGAGCCAGGUCUCGACGACGUCGUCAAGCAGUGCCGCGGCAAGAACCUCUUCUUCAGCACCGACGUCGAGAAACACGUGAGAGAAGCAGAUAUCGUCUUCGUCUCCGUCAACACGCCGACAAAAACCAGAGGUCUCGGAGCUGGCAAAGCCGCGGAUCUCACUUACUGGGAAAGCGCCGCACGUAUGAUCGCCGACGUCUCUGUAUCCGACAAGAUCGUCGUCGAGAAAUCCACAGUCCCGGUCAAAACAGCUGAAGCCAUCGAGAAGAUCCUGACGCAUAACAGCAAAGGAAUCAAGUUCCAGAUUCUUUCGAAUCCGGAGUUUCUUGCUGAAGGAACAGCGAUCAAAGACCUUUUUAACCCUGACCGUGUUCUCAUCGGAGGGCGUGAGACACCGGAAGGGUUUAAAGCGGUGCAGACGCUAAAGGACGUGUACGCGCAUUGGGUUCCUGAGACUCAAAUCAUAACCACCAAUCUCUGGUCAGCAGAGCUUUCGAAGCUUGCGGCGAACGCUUUCUUGGCGCAACGGAUUUCAUCUGUUAACGCUAUGUCAGCUCUAUGUGAAGCCACUGGCGCAGACGUCACGCAAGUGUCUUACGCGGUUGGGACAGACUCGAGGAUUGGUUCCAAGUUCUUGAACUCGAGCGUCGGAUUCGGUGGUUCUUGUUUUCAGAAGGAUAUUUUGAAUCUUGUGUACAUCUGUGAGUGCAAUGGACUUCCGGAAGUGGCUGAGUAUUGGAAGCAAGUGAUCAAGAUCAAUGACUACCAGAAGAGCCGGUUCGUGAACAGGGUUGUUUCCUCCAUGUUCAACACCGUGUCGAACAAGAAGAUUGCGGUUCUUGGUUUCGCGUUCAAGAAAGACACCGGAGACACGAGGGAGACUCCGGCGAUAGAUGUGUGUAAAGGUCUUUUAGGAGACAAAGCGAGGUUGAGCAUUUAUGAUCCGCAGGUGACGGAGGAACAGAUCCAGAGGGAUUUGUCGAUGAACAAGUUUGAUUGGGACCAUCCGCUGCAUUUGCAGCCGAUGAGUCCAGCGAGUGUGAAGCAAGUGAGUGUGACUUGGGACGCGUAUGAGGCAACUAAGGACGCGCAUGGUAUCUGUGUGUUGACGGAGUGGGAUGAGUUCAAGAACUUGGAUUAUCAGAAGAUCUUUGACAACAUGCAGAAACCGGCUUUUGUGUUUGAUGGAAGAAACAUUAUGGAUCUUGUGAAGCUGAGGGAGAUUGGUUUCAUUGUUUACUCCAUUGGUAAGCCAUUAGACUCGUGGCUCAAGGACAUGCCUGCCGUUGCCUAA
Messenger RNA from Microthlaspi erraticum, 1443 nucleotides. The record is from the annotation of a GenBank genome assembly. NCBI's taxonomy places the organism in Eukaryota, Viridiplantae, Streptophyta, Magnoliopsida, Brassicales, Brassicaceae.